Liolophura sinensis is the source of this 1818-nucleotide messenger RNA. Its product is annotated as myosin-M heavy chain-like. Gene Ontology annotation, molecular function: guanyl-nucleotide exchange factor activity. The coding region runs from base 147 to 1094 and encodes 315 amino acids. The transcript is spliced from 8 exons. Gene Ontology annotation, cellular component: cytoplasm. Lineage: Eukaryota; Metazoa; Mollusca; Polyplacophora; Chitonida; Chitonidae. The record is from RefSeq and is a predicted model, not a curated record.
AAGCUUUUAAGGCUCUUAACAUAUCAAUACUGCAACGUGUAAUGUGUAUGAUUAUGUGUAAUAAGGAAGUUGUUCAUACUUUUCACAUGUUUUCACAGUGCUCGGUGUUUCAGAGGUUCUUCAUGUUGUGAAGCGUUUAGGACUAGAUGGUGGACAUGGCAGCACCUGUGCCAGGUCGUCAGGGUAGGCGCUGGUCAUUUGACGCUGCGAUUCCGCUGAUGUCCCCACCAGUUAAGACUACACCCCAUGCAAGAAGAAAUAGGUCAAGUUCUGUGGUUGGUCCAGAGAGCAUUUUCAUCCCUCCUCCAUUAGCAGAGAGACAUGGCAGCCUUCAUCAACUAUUGCAGAAAAACUGGAGAAAAUUCCAGCAGAGAAGAAACUCCUCCUCUCAUCAUAAAGACUUUAUUAUCUUGGCCUCCAUGGAUGAUGGUUCAACUGAAAUCCUGACAGGGGGCCAAGGGCGGUCCGUGAGGGAGGUGUUGAGCUCGGCGGGGAGGAUGGAGCUGAGGAUUAGUAGUUACCGGGUAAUCAUGGCUUCCUCACGCUCUACCCUUCCUAAUUUCACCUCUACCAUGUCCAUGUCAGAAAGCCUCGAGGAUCUGCUUGAAGAAUUCCAGGAUGGCGACAACCUGGAAAGCUUGGCAUCAACUGAUGGACGAUAUGCAAGUCUCCACAACCUGCUGGAGAGUGAGAGAGUAUACCAACAGAACCUGAGAACUAUAUUUGACACCUAUGCCGAACCACUUAGAAAAUUCUCUGCCCUGAGCAAAGAAGAGCACAAGGUCCUGUUUUCAGGAAUAGAGCCAAUUCUAUCUGUCAGCAUUAUGUUAUGCUCAAAGUUAGAGGAUGCCUUAAGACAAUGGGACCCUGGAACAGCAGGUUUGGGAAACCUGUUCUCCAAGACUUUCUGGCAACCGUAUGAAGAAUAUUUAAUCAACUCCAGAGCCACUGCUGAGUAUAUCAAAGAGAAGCGUAACACCGAUGAACCGUUCUCAGAGUUCUGUGAACUUCGCCGUGGCUCAUCGGAUCAGUUGUCCUUGGAGGAGCUGUUAAUGCUUCCUGAUCAGAUCUGUUGUCAUGUGUUGCAGUGCUGAAAUUAAGAUUUGUGGAGUAACGCACAACGUAGUCUGACACAGUGUUUAUUUAGGUCAAUCUCUCCAUCAUUUCUCUUCAUACCACGUGUGAGUACAAAUUUUCUUGACUUAAGUUAUAACCCAGGUGUUGCGGACGAACUGUUUCUGGACUCAUACACAACUCUCUUGGGAUAUUGAAACACUUGUGCUGAUUGAACACUUAUCAAACUUUUGCGUAACUGCGAGCAGUUUGCUUGUUGUUUCAAAGACGUUUUACCAAUACCUGCGUUAAUUUAAGCAUAUUUCGAUCUUAGUAUGCCUUUUUAGUUGUGUUACGUAACAGUGGUUACCUCUUUAAACCCACAGUAAGGGUAAAUCACAUAUCAUAAGUUCUUCUCUAAUUUUUGUUCCAUAGUGUAAUGUAAUCGAAUCUCCUUACAGUGGAGAACCCUCAUGCCAGUGUGGCAUAAUUUUAGGUCAAUUUGAAAGUAGUUCGGCUUAUUGAGGCAGGGAUGAUUUCGGCUGUUUUAACUGUAUUUUUCCUUGUAUUAUUUUGAAUGUUUGUGUAAACAGUGAACCUUUUUUUUGUUUUAUUGUAGCUUUUUACCACAGGUUGAACUCAAUUCACAAGUUUCACACAUUUUAACCGUUUUCACCUACAUCUCUCCCAUCCUGUGACUUGAGCAUACAGAGAUGAUUUAAGUGAUGAUUGAAUGAAAUGAGCAAGUUCUUCCUGGUUAUCUAU